Temnothorax curvispinosus is the source of this 559-nucleotide messenger RNA. RefSeq lists its product as uncharacterized. NCBI's taxonomy places the organism in Eukaryota, Metazoa, Arthropoda, Insecta, Hymenoptera, Formicidae. The transcript has 3 exons. The coding region runs from base 74 to 445 and encodes 123 amino acids. The record is from RefSeq and is a predicted model, not a curated record.
ACGACAUGCUUGGUAACAACAACUGUUGUGAAAUUUCGGAUAAAGAAAACAUUACACCUAACAUACAAAAAAAAUGCAUGCAGAAAAAGCAUCAUUGCAGCCAUCAGACAGCUCUUCGAGCUACAUGACACCAAGCACUAAACAUUUCUUAGGAACAGAAUCAAAGAAGACACAGCAGAGUGGAGAGAAGUUAUCAUUAAUAAAACGUGGAAUAAAGCGUGCAAUACCUUCCAAUGAUGACGAAAAUGAAAUUUCACUGAAAACACGAAGAAUUCAAAAGCUUUUUGAUCAGGAAGUGGAAUUGAAUACAUUAAAAAUAGAGCACGAAAAAAAAAUGUGUGCUUUAAAAGAGCAGCAUUUGAAAAAAAUGCAGAAGCACGAGUUACGUGCAGCUAUAGCUACAGCAGAAAUAGCCGAAUUGCAGUUAACAAUCACAAAAAAGUAAAAAACUUCCACACUCAAAAUUUAAUGUUACAUGAAAUAUUGGAUAGUAAGUUCAUUUUUUGAUAUAUUAAGUAUUACGAUAAAGACUGAAUUCUAUUGCAAUUAUUAAGAGAUA